Messenger RNA from Chaetura pelagica (chimney swift), 567 nucleotides. RefSeq names its product lysozyme g-like. Lineage: Eukaryota; Metazoa; Chordata; Aves; Apodiformes; Apodidae. The transcript is spliced from 5 exons. The record is from RefSeq and is a predicted model, not a curated record. Gene Ontology annotation, molecular function: lysozyme activity. The coding region runs from base 1 to 567 and encodes 188 amino acids. Gene Ontology annotation, cellular component: extracellular region. Gene Ontology annotation, biological process: defense response to Gram-positive bacterium; peptidoglycan catabolic process.
AUGUCAGGCUGUUGGAGUAAAUACGGGAACAUAAUGAAUGUUGACACAACUGGAGCUUCGGAGACAACUGCGAGACCAGAGGGUCUGAGCUAUGCAGGAGUUGCAGCCUCACAGAAGAUUGCAGAAAACGAUUUGAAGAACAUGGGGAAAUACCAAGCCAUGAUUAAAAGAGUUGGCAACAGCAAGUGUGUUGAUCCAGCUGUGAUUGCUGGUAUUAUCUCUCGAGAGUCGCAUGCUGGGGCAGUCCUGGAGAAUGGCUGGGGUGACCAUGGAAAUGCAUUUGGUUUAAUGCAGGUUGACAAACGGUACCAUAAGAUUGUUGGAGCAUGGGACAGUGAAGAACACUUAAUGCAAGGUACAGAGAUUUUAUGUUACAUGAUAAAGGAAGUCGCGAAGAAAUUCCCAACAUGGACUAAAGAACAGCAACUCAAAGGUGGGAUUUCAGCCUACAAUGCGGGAUAUAGCAAUAUCCAGAGCUACGACAGUGUGGAUAAUGGCACAACACACCGUGACUAUUCCAAUGAUGUGGUUGCAAGAGCCCAGCUUUAUAAGAAACACGGAUACUGA